GGUGAGGAUUUAUAAAAAAGCGCUAUUUUAAAUAAAUAAUGAACAAAGCAAAGCCCAAAAAUAAUUUCGAGGCAUCCAAAAGAUGGGGCUACACCGAAACUCGCCACCUCCUUGACUAUUUGCUUAUGCAUCCUGAAAUAGAGAAACCCACUGCAAGCACAUACUACAAAAAGUUAAUAACUGCGACCAAGAUUAAGGUAGAUCCAAUACGCUGGGACCUAAUCAAAGCCAAGGUACGCCAGCUCAAGGAUUUAUAUUUUAAGACUGAGAAUUGGAUAAGACUGAUGUCCACGAAUGGCUCAAAUGAUGAUGCUUAUGAUGAUUUAAAUCAGCUUGAGAUUGAUGUGCAGGUUAAGAAAAUGUGUCCACACUUCUCUUUACUUGAAAAACUAUUUGCCAAUGAGCUCUUCACAGUUGAUGCUGAAACUGUAUCCGAGGGCGAUUCGUUAUUAACGCCUGUAAAACAAAAAAAAGAAGUAAUAGCAACGUUAAGCAGUCCAUCUAUAAACCAGUACUAUGAAAAUAUAGGAGCAACACCACAACGCCUCCAGAAUGAAGUUCCAGUGCAGGAAACAGAAAAAGCACUGCUCCGACUUGAAUGGAAGCGCUUACAAUUUGAACGUUAUAAGUUCAAUAAGCUAUAUGAAAUAAAGAAACAGGAAAUUGAGCGUAACUAUGAGCUAGAGAAGUUGGAGUUGGCGCAGGCGGCUCGUAAACAUAGAUUUUCUGUUGGAAUUCUAAAUAAAUCUGUUUCAAACAAUGAUGACAAUGAUCCGUUGGAAUAAAGCAUGCGUGCAUCAAGUAAA
This is a messenger RNA of Scaptodrosophila lebanonensis, 806 nucleotides long. RefSeq lists its product as uncharacterized. Lineage: Eukaryota; Metazoa; Arthropoda; Insecta; Diptera; Drosophilidae. The transcript has 3 exons. The coding region runs from base 39 to 785 and encodes 248 amino acids. The record is from RefSeq and is a predicted model, not a curated record.